UUGAAAAUAUGUUUAAUAACGCGGAUCUGUAUUUUGAAGAUAAUUACGAUGUGGAAACGCGAACUAAUCUUCUUCGACAGCGCCGUUUUAUUAGAGAUAAUUCUAAUCCUACAGAGCUACCUAACACAGUAUUCGUUGCGAAUUUCCGCUUGAACAAGGACGCAUUUAUGUAUGUGCUGGAUAAAAUCAAAGACAAAUUUCAUUGUCGGAUGUCGUCUUCCAUAACGCCCAUGUUAAAAUUGUGUGCCGCACUCAGAUUUUUUGCACAUGGCAGUUACCAACAAGCUAUAGGGAAUGAAUUUCAGUUGGGACUUGCUCAACCAACAGUUUCCCUUAUUUUAAAAGAGAUCAUACCCAUUUUGGAAAAUGAAAUUUGUCGUACCCAUAUAAGCGUAGAUAUGAGUGAAGAAGAAAAGCAGCAGGCAAGAAGCAAAUUUUAUUCAAGAUCGGGAAUACCAAAUGUAAUAGGCUGCAUCGAUGGAACCCAUAUCGCGAUUUAUGCUCCUACCACAAACAAACACCUCUAUCUAAACAGAAAAGGAUUUUUUAGCAUAAAUGCAAUGAUUGCUUGUGAUCAUGAUAUGAAUAUCCGUUUUGUGGAUGCUAGAUACGCUGGUUCUACACACGAUUCGUUCGUAUGGAACAAUAGUUCUCUAAAGGCAUGUUUAGAGGCAGCGCAUCAAAAUGGAGAUCAGAACUCUAUUUAUUUAGGUGACUCCGGAUACCCACUAAGCCCUUAUUUAUUAACACCUUUCCGUCAUGCAGAAUCUGGAACUAGGGAGCCAAUUUUUAAUAAGAAGCACGCGAAAGCGAGAAAUGUUGUUGAACGUACGAUUGGAGUUUUGAAAUGCCGUUUCAGAUGUCUUCUGAGUGAUAGAAAAAUGCGCUACGAUCCUGCUAAAGUAACAUCCGUUAUUAAUAUAUGCUGCGCCUUGCACAACAUUUGUAAAAAAUUUAGAAUCGGUGAUCCGGAGGAGGCUGAAACCUUCUUUGAUGCCGUUGUACCAUUGGAACCAAUUAAUGAAAAUGGCAAUGGUUCACCAGGAGAGCGCCGCAGAAGACAAAUUGCUGAUGCUCUGAUGUAAAUGAAACUAUACCGACUUCAGUGAAUAAUAUAUUGUAUUCUUUUAUUUUAUUCAAUACUUUGAAAUUCAAUAUUACAUAGAUAAUAAAUAUAUAAAAAUUACAAAAACUACAUGCUUUUAAAUUAAAUUAAAAAAAUCACAGAUUCAAUUCUGUCACUUACAAUAAUAAAGUAAAAAUAAAUUCAUCACAUGUUUUCUUAAAAAAAUCACAGAUUCAAUUCCGUCACUUACAAUAAUAAAGUAAAAAUAAAUUCAUCACAUGGUUAAAAUAUGAAAUAAAAAAAAAUUCAUCACAUUCUUAUGAAAUAAACUAUAAACUAAAUUCAAUCUAUUUACAAGCACCCUAUUUUUUUUGCAUUUUUAAUUUUAAAAUUUGUAGUUUUAUUUCCAUCUUUUCUUUAUGUCUUUUUUUUUUCUCUAAAUAUUCUUCCUUUCUUCUUUCAUUUUCAUUAAUUUAAUUUCUUCCUGUUUAAGUUCAUAAGUUUUUCUUGCAUACCUUGCAAUUUCAUCUAUUUUUCUUUCCAUUUUUGCAAUUUUGUUGGAAAGGAUGUCUUGCACUUCGGCUUGCUUUUCCAACGCUUUCAUCCGAAUGACUUCACGUUCCUCUACUGUCAUUCUA
Molecule: messenger RNA, 1704 nt
Organism: Bactrocera dorsalis (oriental fruit fly)
Lineage: Eukaryota; Metazoa; Arthropoda; Insecta; Diptera; Tephritidae
Product: putative nuclease HARBI1
Exons: 4
Coding region: 9-1085 (358 amino acids)
Source: RefSeq, a predicted model, not a curated record